GGACGGCGUGCGGUGGAAGGUUUCGCUGUGGAACGGCCGAGCGUGGACAAAGCCGGCGGCUGACUGUGGAAUUUAGACGGACGGUGGAAUUUAGAUAGACGGUGGAGGUUAGACGGUGAACGCCGAGUAAGACGUUGGGAGCUAAACGGUUGGUAGACGUGAGUAACGCUGUGAGCAGCGGAUAGUGAGAAGGGGGUGUGUGAGCCAGGUGGACGACACAUCCCUCAGGCACCGUUCGGCGGACGGUGAACUGACCUCUGCCGCGGCGGUCGCGCGGGAUGGAUGUGAGUCACACGACGCGGAGACCAGCCGGCUAAAAUGGGUGUCAUUACGGAGCGGGUCUCCCGCAGCCGCAGCGGGGACCGCACCAAGCCCGGCUCGCGCGGCUCCACCGGAGACAGGGUGCGCCGCUCGGCCACCUUCAGCGGCGAGAGCACGCUGCCCGGGUCACGCGGCAGCAAUCGCGGCAGUGCCAACUCCCUAAACAAGUCUCACAAUGGCUCUCUGGGCAGCCUGGACGACUUUGACGACUGCGACAACAUCAACGUGGUCGUCAGGGUACGGCCAUUGAAUGAGAAGGAACAAAAUCGCGGCGAAGACAGCAUCAUCACCUUUCCCGGCCAGGGGCAGAUGCUGCUGGAGCCACAGGCGGAGAACAUCAAGGCCAAACAGUUCCGGUUCAAUAUUCUGUUUGAGCCGGAGGCCACUCAGGAGGACGUGCUCAGUCACUCGGGCGCCAAACGGAUGGUAGAGAUGGCCGUGGAGGGCUACCCGUGCACAAUAUUCUGCUACGGUCAGACGGGCAGCGGGAAGACGCACACCCUGACCGGACCUCCUCAUCUGUUUUACAACAAAGCUUACAACCGCAAAUGGAAGCCGGAGUUCAGGAAGGCACCCGACAUGUACUCUGAAGACCACGGGCUCGUGUUUCGCUCCUUCGUUUACCUGUUUCAAGUAAUCAACGAGCAAAAGGACAAGGACUUUCUCCUGAAGGCAUCCUAUCUAGAAAUCUACAAUGAAAAGGUGAUCGACUUGCUAAACCCGGUUCAGCCGGAGCCGGGCAAGCCGCCGCGGAGUCUGAUGGUGCGUUGGAACAAGAAGAAGCGCGCCUUCUUCGUGGAGAACCUCUUCACCGUCGAGUGCGAGGAGCUCGACGACCUGCUGGCCGUGCUAGAGGAAGGUUUGCGGAAUCGAGCGGUGGCCAGCCACAACAUGAACGAGUUUUCCAGCCGGAGUCACACCAUUUUGACGGUGUACAUUACUUCCGAACAAAAGGCCGCAGAGGACUCGGACGUGUACAUUUCGAAGCUGGGCAAGCUCAACUUUGUCGACCUGGCCGGCAGCGAAAUGACAAAGAAGACCAACAGCGAGGGCAAAACCCUGGAGGAGGCCAACAACAUCAACAAGAGUCUCAUGGUGCUGGGCACGUGUAUAUCGAACCUCAGCGACCCAAAGAAGAAGACGGGUCACAUCCCGUACCGGGACAGCAAGCUGACCAAGCUGCUCGCCGACAGUCUGGCCGGCAGUGGCGUCACGCUGAUGAUCGCGUGCGCGUCCCCCGCGAGGAGCAAUAUCAGUGAGUCCCUCAACACCCUAAGGUACGCCUCCAGAGCCAAGAGGAUCAAAACCAAGCCCAUCGUCGUUAUGGACCCGCGCGAGUCUCUCAUCAUCAGUCUGAAGCGCGAGGUGCACAUCCUGCAGCAGGAGAAUGACCAGCUGAAGGCGCUGCUCAACAUCGGAGCCCACGGCGAGGUGCCGGCCAUCACUAACGGCACGCCCGGCACCGGGGGCGACGCGCGACGUCGCCCAUCGAUCGCCAAACUAGCGGUGGACAAGGAGCGUCUCCACGAGCUGAAGACCGAGGAGUUGAUCGAGCUGCUCCAGGAGUACAUGGCCAACAACACGGCCCUCCGUGACGAGAACCUGGACCUGCACACGCUGCGGGAUGCGCUGAUGCGAGACCAGGAUGUCAUCAUCAAGGAGAACGAGCGACUGCUGCGCAAACUGGAGGAGAUCAACAGCACGUGCAGCCGGUCCCCCAUCGUGCCGGCGCGUCCGACCUACUCAGCCGACCUGCAGGUGCAGAGCCUCAGCCAGCCGUCCACUCUGCCCAACACGCCCGAACGGAACGGACACGGCGGAGGUGACGGCCAGGUCAACGUGUGGACCAACCCGCGAUACGAGGAGAAGAAGAACAGCUCACCGAGGAAAUCGAAGGUCCCCAAGUCCGUCGACAAGGAGCUGGAAAAGCGACAGAUGAAGGGCUCAGACAACAUCAAGGGCAAGAUCCAGCAGCGGACGCCGUCGGGGACGAGAAGCGCCGACGGCAAGAAGCCCAAGUCGCAGGCCAUCAAGAACGACCUGGCGGCGCGGCGUCGGGCCGGCGCCUCGCCCGGCCGACCGCCCCGGGCCAACCAACCGAAGAUGAAAAAGGCCUCAUCCACGUCACGCCUGGAUGAAGUGAAGAAAAGGAAAUAAAGAGUCCAUCUUCGGCUCUACUUUUAGCAAUCGGAUGCAAACUCAUCCCAUGCGGGACUGACAGGCCACUGUCGUCUGUCUGUCAGCUAACCCCGCCUCACUGGUGACGUCAUCACCAUCUGUUAAUGACGUCACACGACCCGUUUGGCGGCCGGAGUGUUGUUUUGUAGCUGUCAGCAGGGCGCUUUGUGAUUUGGCUUUGUCUACGCCUCAUAGGUAUGGCCGUUGGCGAGGCAGGUCUGGUGGUUGUGCUGUGCCACCAGGAACACGACCCAGCUAGCCGUUCAACGUAUCCGUCCUUCGAAUCCGUCCGACUGAACAUAUCCGUCCACAUACAUGGGGUGUUAUUUAUCUACCUGAGCGCAUAUCACUCUCAUGAGAUUGCACCCUGAGUUGAUGCAGAGCACAAGACUUUUCGUCCUUUUUGUUUUUGCAUUUUGCGUCCGUGCAUUGUACAAACUUUGAUGCAGGUUCACACUACAGUGACCUCCUACUGACUGUUGUGAUGCAUAUGAUUUAUAAAUGUAAAUCUAGUCUGGUGCGCGCCCCAUUUUGUAGAAGGUAGGCUUCGAAAUAAUCAGGGCUUAUCGUAGAGUGCUGCCGUGUUCGUUAUUAGGAGACUUUUAUGUAGCUGUAACCAAUCAAUCAACAUUUGGUCAAGUCUGUGACAUAAAUGUUUCUAAGCAAGCCAGUUUUGUCAGCCGUAGGUACUUCGUUUAAUUCAUCGUCAAAAAACAAAUGUGUUCAUUGUUUAUCCUCAUUUGCCUCAGGCCGCAGUGCAAAUAACUGGGCGCUAGUUAGAUACUUUGGUGAAUGGUGACCUAAUCGUUGUACUAUACGAUUCAAACACCAGGGCCGCAGGGCGACAAAAACGCUGUAGCGAGUAGCGACACACUCAGGCCCUCGGCCGGCCCAAUUUCGUAAAAUAAAAAACGCGUCUUUUGUCCGACGCGCUUUUCGUAACAAAUAUUGCAUACAUCCGAAAUGCAAAACGAUCUCAGUAUCUGACCCACUCGAUCUCAAUUUCACUACUCCCAGUGCGAAACGAAUGUUUAGUCUCUCAUGUACUCGUACCAUUGCAACGGAUGGUUUGUAUCUAACUGGAUGGGUUGGCGAGUUGUUAGUCAGUGUCUCACUGGUUCCCUUGAGCAUCGAUGUUGGGCGUGUCUAUCCCGAGUUUGACGUGCUUUCUGACUUUCUGUACCCAACUGCGCGCCCGCGAUGUUCAUCGUCGAUCUGAUGGUAUCGUCUCGAGAAAUGCGUUCAAAGACCUGCAGCGAUUCUAUCCGAACAUGCAUGAUAACUACUAUCGUCUAAUGUAGACAAUAGUUGUUGGUGAAGUGCAAAUAACUAAAUGUAAAACUCUUAACACCCCUCGAACUCAUUCCAACCUAACAGCCGAUGCCUUCGAGCUAUGACUGAUCUCUGCAUCAAACGCAACUGUGGUCGGGUCACAUGUAUUCUGUGAUGUUUUGAAACGAUCCGCCGCGAACGCGCCGUAAUCGGCGUCUGAAUAAUACAUAUCACGACAUGGAC
This is a messenger RNA of Amphibalanus amphitrite, 4014 nucleotides long. RefSeq names its product kinesin-like protein KIF12. The coding region runs from base 319 to 2478 and encodes 719 amino acids. Gene Ontology annotation, molecular function: ATP binding; microtubule binding; microtubule motor activity. Gene Ontology annotation, biological process: microtubule-based movement. The transcript is spliced from 18 exons. The record is from RefSeq and is a predicted model, not a curated record. NCBI's taxonomy places the organism in Eukaryota, Metazoa, Arthropoda, Thecostraca, Balanomorpha, Balanidae.